AAUAAAUUGAAAGUUUGAGGAAGCCGUCAAAACGUCGUGUCCGUGGCUUAGCUUGUAUUUCGGUCGCGCAAUCGUUCGAUCAAGAAACGGGAAUCCAUUCAGAAUGUCCGCCAGCCUCAUUCUUUCCGGGGACUACCGCGACCAUGGCGCCCAACAACCAUGCCAGCAACAACAACAACUGUUGCACCAGCAAGCUCCCCUGCAUUCAGUACUCCCGUAUAUGCUUAUCGAAGAUGAGGUGCACGGAGUUAUUGAGCUGCCGAGCCACAUACAGGAGAUUGUGGAGCACCCGCUGUUUCAACGCCUGAAGAAGAUUCAUCAGCUAGGCCUAGUGGCGUGGGUGAUAGCACCACAUGCUAAUCAGAAACGCUACGAUCAUUGUUUGGGCACCUACAAAAGCGCCCAGGAGCACUUGAGAGCUAUUGAGCGCAACUCUAAAUAUGAGACUAAGCUGCCCGAUUGGUGUCGAAAGGCGGUAGAGAUAGCAGCUCUCCUGCACGACAUCGGUCACGGACCGAUGUCGCAUGCCUGGGAAAAAGCUUCCCAUAACAAAUUCAAUCACGAGGAAAAUGCUCUGGACUGCGUGGAUCGCAUAUUCAAUGAUGCCCGCCACCCGGAGCUUGUGGCUUUGCGGGAUGAAGGUAGUGGCCGUGGAGUUCGGCUAAUAAAGGCAUUAAUAUUGGGCGACACUGAGUACCUGAACUUUCCAAUGAUGGGGCAUGCCUACAUCUUUGACAUCGUGCACAAUAAUCGCUGCGGCUUGGAUGUGGACAAGUGGGACUACCUCCGACGCGACAAUAAACGUCUCAAAAUACUCGGCCCUGAAGAGAUGGACUUUGAUAAUAUAUUUCUUAAAUCACGCAUAUCACAGGACGGCCAACGUAUUGAGUAUCGUUAUGAUGACUAUCAUCGCAUCUAUACUUUGUUCGCGGCACGAGCGCGUCUCCAUGUUGAGGCCUAUCAGCAUCCAAAAAAUGCAGCUGCAGAAAAGAUCUUCGUGGAUUUGGUACAGCGUUUGGCGCCGCAGAUGUUUGACCUUCGAUCCAAGGACGCUGGCUGGUUGAAUCUGGAUGAUGACUAUAUCCUGGAGAUGGUCAAAAAUGAUCCAAUGGCCGCAUAUAUCCGUGAACCUCAACGCGUUGUCGAACUGCCAUCUCUCGAUUGUUCAGGUGCCAAUGCCUUACCCGUUAGCAGAAUCAUCGAGGGACCUGGCAGUACUAUGAAGCCCGAUAAGGCUUUCGCUUUGUAUGGCGAUAAGCGCAAGAAGCGUAAAAUCAAUCGAUGUCUGAGUGCAACAACAUUCAACAAGUGCUUUACAUUGGAAUGAAAAUGCGCAGCACAAUCUUCACAAUAAUUUCUAAGAAUUGAGAGAAAUUUUCGUUGUUUUUUAUGUUCCAUUUUUAUGUUUCUGUUUGCCUAGUAUGUAUUCUUGUGUUACUCUUGACAUUUUUUUUAGACAUUGAUUGAAGAACAAAACUCAGUUUUAUUAUUGAUUUUAUUCCCCGUUCGACAACAAACAGAGUCCAAAGCCGAAGUGUUCUUAGAAUAAUCAUUUAUUAUUUAGUACAUUCUAUCAUCAUACGUUUUCUUAAAACUAGAAUACUAACACAAAAAUUUCAACAGUUCACUUGAAGACAUCACAAUUCGAAUUCAGGUCUUUCUAACCUUAAGUACACACUAAUCAAUAUAAAUAUAAGAUGUAUUUUUGAUAACCAAUUUGAAAUAUACACAAGAGAAAACAA
This is a messenger RNA of Drosophila persimilis, 1742 nucleotides long. It is a transcript of the gene fal, whose product is annotated as deoxynucleoside triphosphate triphosphohydrolase SAMHD1 homolog. Gene Ontology annotation, biological process: dGTP catabolic process. The transcript is spliced from 5 exons. The coding region runs from base 104 to 1327 and encodes 407 amino acids. Gene Ontology annotation, cellular component: nucleus. The record is from RefSeq and is a predicted model, not a curated record. Gene Ontology annotation, molecular function: dGTPase activity. Lineage: Eukaryota; Metazoa; Arthropoda; Insecta; Diptera; Drosophilidae.